AUGGCAGCCAACUACCCCGCAGAUCAACAACCUGCCAAUGGUGGACAGCCCCGUCCCCUGCAAAUGGGAGCGAAAGGAGCAUACAUCGUUCGUCUGCUGAUGGUCGGAGACAGCUCCUGUGGAAAGACGUCUUUGGUUCUCCGAUAUGAUCAGAAUGUGUUCUCGACGAAAUUUGUGACCACAAUUGGGGUCGACUACAGAGACAAGAUGGUCAAGAUUGAAGGAGCUCCAAUGAGACUUCAGCUGUGGGAUACUGCCGGACAAGAGCGAUUCCGAUCUUUGACAUCAAAUUUCUUUGGUCGGGCAGAUGGUUUUGUUCUUACAUACGAUAUCUCCAAUAGACCUUCCUUUGAUCACGUGAUUGGGUGGAUGCGAGACAUCAAGACUCGAGCUCCUCCGGAUUGCGAUAUUGUUUUAUGCGGCAAUAAAAGUGAUUUGGACAAUGAUCGAGUGGUCACAUUUGAUGAAGGAAAGCAACUAGCCGAUGACUACGGCGUACAGUUCUUCGAAACAUCGGCGUUGACUGGGCACAAUGUGGAGAAAAUGUUCACAGCUCUAGCGACAACAAUCAAGCACAAGCGCAUCGAUGAUGCCGGACUAAAUGAAGCGACAAUCAACGGCGCACCCAGUGCGGAUGCCGGGUCAGUUGCUGGCGGACCAAAACCUGUUGUAUUGGGAGCACCAUCGCCACAGGAAAAUGGUGGACCAAAGGGUGUCGCAUCAAGCUGCUGCUAG
This is a messenger RNA of Seminavis robusta, 735 nucleotides long. Lineage: Eukaryota; Bacillariophyta; Bacillariophyceae; Naviculales; Naviculaceae. The record is from the annotation of a GenBank genome assembly.